Molecule: messenger RNA, 3004 nt
Organism: Lytechinus variegatus (green sea urchin)
Lineage: Eukaryota; Metazoa; Echinodermata; Echinoidea; Temnopleuroida; Toxopneustidae
Gene: stxbp4
Product: syntaxin-binding protein 4-like
Exons: 23
Coding region: 94-2742 (882 amino acids)
Molecular function (GO): protein binding
Source: RefSeq, a predicted model, not a curated record
GUUUAUCGCAGCGCAGCGUCCCCGUCGUUGUGUUGUUGACAUUGAAAAUCUGUUUUUUUUUCUGCAAUAUGAGGAUAAUUUAGAGGGACCAAGAUGUCUGAAUCUGUAAUACUUACUGAUGCUGAAAUCAGUGCUUUAGAGAGCAGUACAUCACCAGCUCACAGUCCUCAACAUUUUGAAGAGACUGAUACUAUUGUGUUCAACAACUGUAAAACAGGACUAGGGAUCAAAAUUGUUGGCGGUAAUAGUGAGGAUGUUGCAGAGAAUGACUUUGGGAUAUUUGUGAAGAGGGUGAUCCCUGGUGGGUUAGCUUCAGAGAGUGGACGUCUUCAUGAAGGGGAUCAGAUCAAGAGUGUCAACAAUGAAAGUUUGAAUAUGGUUUCAAAUGAAAGGGCUGUGCAGUUGCUCCGUAGUGCUUCAGCAUCAAACCAUGUGACACUUGUUAUAUCGAGAGGUCCACAAACAUUGAGGAGAUUCAAGCGAUUACUAGAGAAUAAUCAAUUAGCUCGACGUUUAUCUGGACUCGGUUCGGGUUCAGCUACUAGUUAUACAUCAUCUAGAUCUCAUAGAAUAGCAUAUCCAGGUUUAUCAUCUCAGGGCUCCUCACCGACAUCAAGUGUGGAAUCAUUCUCAUCUGCCGACCAGUCAGACAAUGAUGGCAGAAGGAGAGGUGUUCUCCACAUCAUAGUGAGCAAGGUGUCUGGUCUUGGUCUUCACCUGUACGGAGGUAGUGAUAAUCAAGAAGGACCAGGAAUCUUUAUAGACAGAGUUAUGGAAGGAGGGGAUUGCUAUAGGGAUGGACGAGUAAGGGUCCAGGACGAGUUGGUGGCCAUCAACGAUCAGCCAUUAGCGGGUAUGACCUUGAAAGAUGCCCAGGCUGUUGUUACAAGGAUCAGUAUGAGGUCUGAUCUGAAUUCAGUGAGUCUAUCCUACAUUCCAAGUAUCCGAACACCCGUCAACAAAGACCGCGACCACACCCCUAGCUCACACCCAUCGGGCAUCAGUCACUCUCUCAGCUCCCCCUAUCAGUCCCCCCAUCCCCACUCUCACCAUUCAUCCCCACAACUCGAUGGUAUGCUCCAUGGUGAUGUCAUAGGUCAAAGGACACUUCCCCAUCUCCCCUCUCCCUCACACCACUCUCCACAUUCUAGUAAUGUCCCUCAUCCCCAUGUGCAAGGUCACACCCCCGUGCCUCAGUCGAACCUUCCACAGCAGGCUGUUAAUACCAGUCACCCACUGGAUUCUACCAUCACACCAAGAGGGGGGUUAACUGAGAGGAGGUCCCCGGCUGUAGGUCAGCCUGCUCCCUCAACUCUACUGGAGAUGAACCCGAGGUCACAGGGUAACCAAGGCCAGAUGAUUCCACCCUCCGCCCUCCCUCCUCACCUUCAACCUGGCACAUACAUGGAACCUAAGAUGACCUCCACACCAGAGGGAGUAACUACAAAUGGUGUCUCUGACAGGAGAUCGUCGGUGCCCCUACCCCCUGGGGGUGACCCCUCCCCAGUGCUCCCUCUGUACAACCUUAGCCACUAUACCAACCAACCAAUCAGCUUCUCUGCAUCCUCAUCCCCCGCCCAUAGUCCAGUGCCCCGCCCUGGCAGCAGACGGCUGUCCAUCGAUCCCCAGGUCAGACUGAAGAUUGAUAAACUUCAGGUGGCCCUGGAAUAUCUUGGGAUCCAUCCUAGUCCCAGUGAGAACCAGGAACUAAUGAGAAGACUGAGUAUAGACCAGAGUGGCAUGGUCCCUUAUGGAGAGUUUGUUGCUGUUGCUAAGCAACUGUUCAACAUGAAGCUUGACGAUAGUAAUGUAGGAUCAGGGUCGAUGAGUCAUGGUGGAUACGAUGUCACAGAUUUCUCUGCUCCUCCUCCGUUCCAACACAGAAAGCUACCCAGUCCCCCUCCUCCCGCACCACCCCCACCGGUGGUGGCUCCAGCUCCUGGUUAUUAUGCAGAGAUGGAGAACCUUCGGAAGCAGAGAGAUGACGCCAUAGAAGAGGCAGAGAAACUGCAGCUUCUUGUGCUGGAGAAGGAAAGAUCAUUUUCUGCUGUGGAGGAGGAGCUUCAAAGAAUAAGAAAGCAUGCACAGAGUGCUAUCCAUGAGAGCAAAGCCUUGAAAUCAAGGGUUCACCUGGCAGAGGUGGCCCAACAGGAAGCACGGAAUAUGGAGCUCGAUUAUGAGGAGGUCGUUGUCAUGCUGGAGGAUGAACUCAACAAGCUCAGGUCAAAGGUCAAGAAAAUGCCCAGAAAUACGCCACCAGAACCAGUGCCUGAUGGACCCAGCGUGAGAGAGCUUCAGAAUCGUCUAGCAGUGCUCGGUUGUGAGCUGAGAAAAGUACAGGCCAGCAAGAGAACCUAUGAAGUGGCCACGGAAAAAUUACUCCAGUUUGCUGAAACGGUACAUGAAGAUCUGACAGAAAGCCCUAAUGGAACACUCAGCCGUUAUAACAAGGGAGAGAAUGCUAGAAGAGGGACGAAUGGAUUCCGACCUCCUGGUUAUCUUGCCAGACAUAAGGGACCUAUCGACCUUGCAUCGGAGGCUAAGGAGACGGUGAAGGCUGUGAAAGCACUGGUUGAAUCAGAACCUUUACCUCAUGGCUGGGAGGAGGCUUACACAGCCGAUGGAACAAAGUACUUCUUAAAUCAUGUAACUCAGUGUACAACAUGGAUACACCCCCUAUCUGGCGUCAACCAUCUUCCAAGCAUUAAUGAGAGAGAUAGUCUACCAGAGACGAGGACGUGACACACGAUCUUGAAAUCAACAUCUACAAAGAAUGUCUGGUGUGAACAGUUAUUGGUAGUCAUGUGGGGUAUGAUCCAAAAGAGACGGAGGAUUUGACACCUAACUCUUCAUAAACACCCUCCAAAUUGUAGUUAUGAUCUUGCUAGUAUUCAUGAUAGUGAUGGCUGCCAGGAUUUGCAUUUGACACUUGUCAUUGUUUACACUUUCCAUCAGGUGUUAACCAUAUUCUCAAUAUUAAUGGGGUCGAUUUCUAGGCAGACAA